UAUAAACAUGUGAUUAUAUUUUUUAUAGUAACUGGAUGUAAUGAAAAAACAAUAUCAUAUCAUAAAAUAAAAUAACUUCAGUCAACUACAUUUUUAAAUACUCUACCUUCGUUUAAAAAGUUUGUCAAAUCGGCAAUUUCAAGAAAAUAUUACAAAUGGAAAACGAACAUAGAUCUUUGACAGAAAUUUCUACAGACAGUUCAAGCAACACAGAUAGCGUUCAGAAUGUUGAUAAUCAAUGCAAAGAAUUAUCAGACGAGGAACACAGGAAAAAAGAUCAAACAGAUGUUGACUUAACGUUGGAUUUAGGAAGCAUGUUGCCGAAUUAUGAUCAUAUUUCUGAGAAUGAAAAUGACGAUUCGUUAGAAAAGCUCUCAGCUGUUCUCGAACAACCGGAAGAUUCAAUGAUUUUAGACGGUGUACAGUUGGUCGAAGAUGAACAAGAUGAUAAAGAUUUAAACUACAUUCUUCGGGAACGCAUAGAGUCACUCAAUGAAGUAAUGAGGAAUUUAAAGGAAGAACUGAGGAAAGAAAUAGAACUUUGGAGAAAAGAAAGAGAAGAAUUGCAACUUUUACGCGAGAAAGAUGAUGCAUUGGCAUUAGAGGAAGCAACCGCCGCUGCACGCGCAGCUGCGGCAGCUUAUGCUGCCGAAUCGCCAUUAUCCAACAAUUUGGGUGAUAUUUUAGACAUCACUUCGGAGGAUGUGUUCACAGAAUUGACAAUCCUCGAAUAUGAGAAACGUUUGGCUAAGUAUCAAGACGAAUAUUCGUUAAGCCAGGCAGAGAAACGUUAUAAUACACGAUGGAAAAUGAUGGCGAAUGCGUACAAACAGAAACUGAUGGAAGUGGAGCGACUUUGUAAUGAGGAAUUGGAGAAAGUUCAAAAAAACGUAGAUCAUUUGCAACCACUGAAAGAGAUGGUAUCGCAAUGGUAUCUCGAUGAAGAAAACCAUGGCGAUUCCAUCAAAAGAACCGAUUUUGUUGCGAAUGUGCAGAAGCUCGAUACAUUCAACGAAAAUGAUACGCGUAACCGUUACAAGUUUCAAAAGAUCGACGCAGAAGUCAAUAUGGCGCCAGAAAUAUUCGUUGCUCGAUUCAAAUCCGACGAUCUGACAAAGACAGAUAAACUUUGCGGAUAAAUUCCUCUUUACGCGAUAACUUUCAAUAAUAAGUAAAAUUCAAUAAAUGAUUUCAAUAAUAUUUUUCAAUUUUCGCUAAAUUACAAUUUUAG
Frieseomelitta varia is the source of this 1231-nucleotide messenger RNA. RefSeq lists its product as uncharacterized. NCBI's taxonomy places the organism in Eukaryota, Metazoa, Arthropoda, Insecta, Hymenoptera, Apidae. The record is from RefSeq and is a predicted model, not a curated record. The coding region runs from base 156 to 1139 and encodes 327 amino acids. The transcript is spliced from 3 exons.